AUGAUUGAGCGCGCAUCGACUGAAUUCUACCUUCGUCCGACCAAGCCAAGUAAGAUUUACUGGCUGCAGCCUGGCAAACAGGAUGUUGGGCACCAGCCUUUUGGUGCCUUUCUCGGAGUGACUGAGGGUCCUGGAUCGCGGAUGACAUACAUCAAAUCCAUCCGCGACCGAGGACACAACAACAAGGGUCCUCUGCUGGUAAUUGCCAUAGCAAUCACCAUGGUCGGAUUUGUGGUCCAAUUUGUCGGUCUCCGAGGCCUGCAUGCCUCAGUCAUCCUAGCACAAAUGGGCUCCACGCUUCUGAUGGCUAUUGUCCGAACGUGUCUUCGGACCAAGCGGAUUGGUCCAGAUGAGAACCGAUUAGAUUCAACAGAGCGUCAGCUGAGUUCCUAUAAACACCAAGAGUUAGAUAGUUUCGCAUUCCACCUUGAAGACGUUGAAUCAUUCAGCCUUAUCUCUACAGCUGCCAGCGGCCCCCUUCCUUCCCAAUCGAGCUCCGCGUCAUCCACUUCCUCAAUUGGAAGCUCCAUUCAACAGGUUCGAACGGGAACACGACUUGUGCAGACAAGAGCUCGACUAGCAGAGCUAACAUCUAAUACCGAUGAACAUCCCGACCGAGCCUGGGAGGACCUUCCCAUUCGACUGGCAGCAGAAAAUCUGGCACAAACAAUUGAAUCGACCAUGGAUGUGAUAUCAAACUGGAAAAAAUCAUCUAGCGACACCUUUAGCUUUGAUUUAUCGCUUGUGUGUCAGUCCCGCAAAAAGUUCGUUGCUCCCAAGGUUGAAACCUACCCAAUUACGCUAGAAAGGUCGGACGACACCUUCCAAUGGCGCAUUAAGGAUCACGAGCUCGAGGCCAUAAUAGGGCUGCGGGCAUGGUCUCUAUUGAAGGCCAACCCCAACUGGAACCAGAAGGGUCUCGACCGUCUUGUGGGACUGAGUGAGUCCGAGGCCAGAGCAGAGGAGACGGAUUUAUACUUUCAAAAGUGGAUAUACCGCCAUACGCAAGCACGGAUGGUUUCAUCCAAAACGAUAUCCUUUCCUGAGCAGAUGUUCGGCUUUUCGCCGGACGAAAGUUCGAAUGAUAAGGACAUCCUUGUUGUUAAAACAGACAAUGAUUUAGAGACCAUGGUCGCCCAGGACAUCUACAUACAAUUUCUCAGCAGCGCGUUGGAAGAUUUGCAAGAGCUCGGGGGCGAUGUUAAAUUGCUUCCUGGGUCACAGAGCGGGUAUCUUGCAUACAGCAGCCGCCUUGAUGAGCUUGUCUCUUGCUUUGAAUCUGGUGGGAUGGGUUCUAGAGAAGACGCGUUGCUAUGCGUGGUACCUGUUCUGAAACAUCAAGGUAUUUUACCUCAGCUGGCUGGGUACUCGGGUAUCAUAAGAGAGCGCAUAGAUGAGCUUAUGGCGAACGAAAACUGGGCCGAAGCCUUUGCAACUCUGCGAUGGAUUUGUGAGCGAUGUGAAGGGGCUGAAUUUGAAUAUUCUCUAUUCGAAUUAGGCGAUCUUUGCCGACGGGCAAUGAUUCAUACCGAAGCCAGCGUCCAGUCCGAGGGUUUCAAGCAAGCACUCCUCGUUAUACAAGGCGACCCGAGAGCGAAUCUCCUGAAGAAUUCAAAAACCUCUCGUCGUGACGGUUGGAUGUCUAACAGGCCUGAGGAUUGGAGAACGUUCUCUUUGCAAUUAGGAUGGGUUGCAUGGCAUAUCGCAAGAAACCACUGCGACAAGCGUUCAAUUCAGGGAGACCUGGACUCACUUGGUAUCAAUGAGCAGUCUAUACCGUCAGGCAAAGUCAACAACAGCGUCGACCAGGGAGCACGAGGACAGCAGAUCGCCCUACUAUGGUUGACUGACAGCGACGAGAAACUAUCCCAUCGGGAGCUUGAAAAACUGUACAAUGGGGAGCUUCCAGGGUCAGAUGAAAUGCUGGCAUUCGACUGGGCAUGCCAGAACGAUCACUAUGCUCUAAUAAAUUGGCUCCUUGCAAGAUGGCUCCAGUUUGAGAAGCGGUACCCCGGCUUCAUCUACCAUUUUCUUCUGUGGGCUGCUGAGAGGCGAUAUCGGGUAGCGAUCACUUCACUCCGUCGCCAUGGAGUAAACCUUGAUAAGCAGGCCUACCAAGAUGGUGCAACUGCUCUUAUCAACAGGGUUGCGGUUGCUGAUCUCCCAGCAAUUUGCGAACUGCUCGAGACAGGGGCAGAUGUCAACGGCACGGCUGCAAGGGGAGCCACGCCAUUGAUAACUGCCAGCUAUGCAGGCGAUAUCGAUAUCGUUCGCCUCCUCUUACGCAGAGGAGCCACUGUCCAUGCCCAUGAUGACGAUGGACUUACUCCUCUGGUAUGGUCCGCCGUCCAAAACCAUGUGGGCGUUGCACAAACCCUCCUGGAGCACGGUGCCCAUGUUAAUUUGGGUACUUUUGGCGGCGACACUCCUUUGAUAGCCGCUGCUGCAGACAACCACGCGGAGAUGGCUAAAUUCCUUCUCUCUCGAGGAGCUGAUGUAGAUGCGCAGACUCAAGAAGGCUGCACUGCUCUGAUGCUGGCCACACGAAAUGGUGGCACCGAGACCAUGCGAGUCCUGUUGGAACAUGGCGCCAAUGUUCGUGGACGUAUUUCGGACGGACCGACGGCCCUUGACUGGGCACGGGGGAUGCACUACCUGGAGGGGAUACAACUCCUCGAAGCAGCGAUGGCGCGCGAGCCGGGAGUAUAG
Molecule: messenger RNA, 2709 nt
Organism: Aspergillus melleus
Lineage: Eukaryota; Fungi; Ascomycota; Eurotiomycetes; Eurotiales; Aspergillaceae
Product: ankyrin repeat domain-containing protein
Exons: 1
Coding region: 1-2709 (902 amino acids)
Cellular component (GO): nucleus; cytoplasm
Molecular function (GO): protein binding
Source: RefSeq, a predicted model, not a curated record